Stegodyphus dumicola is the source of this 2836-nucleotide messenger RNA. Its product is annotated as zinc finger and BTB domain-containing protein 24-like. The record is from RefSeq and is a predicted model, not a curated record. NCBI's taxonomy places the organism in Eukaryota, Metazoa, Arthropoda, Arachnida, Araneae, Eresidae.
CGUGGCCGCCGACUAUGAAGGACGGGCCGGAGGUAGCGGAAGGAGUAAGAACUGCCAGCAGCGCCACCAACGGAAACGACGACAAAUGCGACAUGAGAUCCUUGGACGGACAGAGUCGCCGUAACGGCGUGGCCGAGGUGGCCGCCGACAUCAACGCCCUGCCUGUGGGGGGCACCCUGCUGACCGAGGCCGCCAACGGGGACGGAGAGAAACCGGCCAAGAACGGAGCCCCCAAAAACGGUGACAAGACGUUUGCGUGCAGCAUCUGCAACCGUUGCUUCGGGUACAAGCACGUGCUCCAGAACCACGAACGCACCCACACGGGCGAAAAGCCCUUCGAAUGUCCUGAGUGUCACAAGCGGUUCACGCGGGACCAUCAUUUAAAGACGCAUUUGCGUCUACAUACGGGCGAAAAGCCUUACCAGUGCUCUCACUGCGACCGCCACUUCGUGCAGGUGGCCAAUCUCAGGCGGCAUCUUCGAGUGCACACUGGAGAGCGGCCAUAUGCUUGCCAAAUGUGCGAGUCUCGGUUCUCGGACAGCAAUCAGUUGAAAGCCCACAUGCUGAUCCACAGAGGAGAGAAACCCUACCAAUGCCAAGAAUGCCUUGGUAGGUUCCGCCGACGACACCAUCUUAACCACCAUAAGUGUCCCAAAGAUGAGUCAAACGUAGGAAAGCCUAGGAGAGGUAGGCGGCCCAAAGCGUACGACCAGAUACCUGCCUCCGACCAUGAUGAAGACAACGAUGAAGAGCUUCUGCCUUUGUCUGACAAUGCGGAGAACAUUGUGGACAACAACAACUCAUCUUCGGAAGCUGAGCAGCCUUCCCCAGCUGCUGUGCUCACUGUCAACACUGUAGUACACAACAACAACAAUAACCAUGAGCGAAUGAUAGUCAGCAAUGGCAGUCGCAGAAAACCCAGUCGAACCAUCCGCAUUCUGACACCACAGCAGCGCGAACUCUUUCUCAGAGACAAAGUAACCAUGCAAACACAAGCAAUUGACAUGAGCUUGUCACCGUCCGCCGUGGAUGUUCAACCGGUUACCGUCAUCGUCCCCAACAGAUUUCUUUCUUCAGUGGAAGGUGUGUUGGACCUCUCAAGCUCCAGAAGCGAUUCGGAGGUAGACACUAUCGAGGAAGAGGUACCACACCUCCAAGAGGACUGCGAAUGCGAAGAGUGCGAAUGCCAUAUCAAGAAUAGUUUUCGCCGACGGCCCCUUUCUCAAAGGAUUGCCAACCAGCGGAGCAAAAUCUUAGGUAUCACCAAGGCCAUAGAGCCUAUCAAUGGAACGAUGGACGAUAGGACCGCCCAUCACUGUGAUGAUUCAAAUGAGCCUCACCUCCGCAUAAACGGGGGUCACAUGAGUGAAGAUGAUGACAGCAUGGGCGCCAUUCCUCUCACUACCAAGAAAGCACACAUGGCCACGGCGUGAGAAGCCUCUAGGUGAUAUUUGGUAGAUGUUCCUGAGCAGCGCCGAUUAGUGUGGACCAUAGCUCUUGCACUGCUGGCGCAAGCGAAACGUUCAAAUGACAUUUUAUGGUAAAAAUGUUGGAGGGAAAAAAAUAACGCAAAAAAGGAAAGAAUUGCCUGUGAGAAUAAUCCGGUGUUAUUUACAUCGGCUGCAGUGAGAACAUUUCCCCCUCCCUUAUUGGUUUAUUGAUCGCGAAAUCAAAAUGGAGGUCACAGAAUCAAAUAAAAGUCUAGCAUGACUGUUUGCAUAAGAUAAUAACGAUAAACUCGUGGACGUGACUUUGUUAUUGAUAGUGUUAAUUAACUGUUCAUUAGUGAGCUCUUUUUUAAAGCAGAAAAUAUGCAUGUUUAAAUUGUAACUAUGCAGAAUCACAACUUAGAAGAAUCUGAGUAGAUUGUCUGUUUUUGGACAAUAUCUUCAAAAUAUACGAGAAAUGCUUUAAUGAAUUGAUUUACUAAAUUAUCGAUAUUUAUAUAUAAUUAUUAUUUUAUUUAAAUUCUGCUAUUUAGCAAGAAAGCAAAAUUUUAAAAGAUUUGGUAAAGUGAUAACUAUCUUUCGAUAUGAUUAAGAAAUAACUUUUUAACAAUCUGUAGGGAUUUUAAUAUCUCAUUUAUAAACUGUGAAAAGCAAGUAUAAGGACUAAACAUUUUGUACGCGUGAUUUUUUGCAAAUGUAGGCCAUUUUUUGAAUUUCGAUUUGCAAUUAUAAGAGCAUGAAAGAUGUAUGUACGAUUCUAGUGUAUUUUAAAAUUCGUUGUUUGUGAGUUAUUUGACCGAAAUGCUUUUCGGUUUGUUAGUCAGUUGCAAGUAGUUAAUCUGUUUUAGAUCUAGUGAUAGCUAUGUUGUUUCUCAUAUUUAGCUGUUCGCAUCUUGUUUUAGAAACAGUUUUUUAACUAGUUUGUUACGUUAUUGUUCCUAAUUAUCCGCUUGAGAUUAUAACUAUAUUAUGUUUAUUAGUCGAAUAUCAAAGUCUUUGGUUUUAAUGUUCCUAAAAUGUUCUCACUGCAGCUGAUUGAAUCAGCACAUGGAACUGUAUAAUUGAGCUAUACUAAACAGUGAUUCCGAAGUGGUAAACAAGGGUUCUUAUUGCUCAUUGAAAUGUAUACAUGGUACGAUAAUAUUUAUUUACCAUUUUAAAUUGAAUUGGAACUGAUUAAAUAUAACGAAAAUGCAUUUUUUAUAUAUUAAAGAACUGUUACUAUGUUUUAGAAAAGGCAACAGUUUUUAAUUCGAGUAUAUGUUAGUGUAUAUGAAGUAAAAAUGUUUAACUUAAAACAGUUUUUUUUUAAUUUUAUUUUUUAUAUAUCGGUUUGAUGAAAUGGGAUGUUAUGAUUUUUACGAAUUUAUUGAGUGAAAUUUUCUUAA